GUAUGUGUGUGCGUGUGUGGGUGUGGCUAAGCGCAUCUGUGUACGGAAUCCAGUCCAGUCCUAUCACAAUGCUUGAGUGGUCCCUGAAGGCGCGGCGAGGACUCAAUAGUAAACACGGAGAGAUUAGUGCCGCCCCUUGACACAUCCGGUGACGUGACAGCGAUAACUGGACACGAGGGACACGGGAACACACAGCUUUCGUCAGUACACCUCUGCCCUCACUCGCUCACUCACUCCCCACGCCACCCCACACCACGCAGCCAAGGAAACAACCACUGUCUGUCUUGGGUCUUUAAUCCUUUGUGGUGGUGGGAUAUGAAGGAGCCGGAGUGUGGUUUUCAUGUGUGUGGUGAGUGGGAGGCUCUGAGUGAGUGUGGUGCUGAUGUGACGGCGUGGUAACAAAGUAGUGACGGUUUUGUGGUGCUGUGGUGGUGUGGUGUCCAUGCGUUAAGAUGCGGUGAAGUUGAAAUUCUGGAUGCGCGAGUGAGGGAGUGAUGUGCCGUGGUGUUGUUGCGGAGAUUGCGGUGACGGUGUUGUGGUGACGGUGUUGUGGUGAUGGUGUUGUGUACUGCCCAUGGAAAUCCACAUACAUGGCGUUACACGAACCUCCACAGCACGCAGGAUCCGGGAAAUGCCAUUAGCCUGACCCGUGACACCCUGCUGACCUUCCCACACACAGCUCAUACACAGAACACCCGCAGCAGCUUCCCUCGCGAGCUUCCAGUCUCGGCGCGGCGGUGGCGGCGGCGAGGCGUGAAGGAAAACGGAUGAUGCAAGAGUUGAUAUGCUAGUCAGGGCGCGGGGACACCGGAGACCAGUGCCAGUGCCAGUGCCGCGGACAAGGCAGUGAGAGGCACCAGCUGUAUCCUUGAACGAGACGGAGCGUGUUGGCGUCUGAGUGUUCGAGUGUUUGAGUAUGUGUCCACGCCAGACUCGCCGUGAAGAGAGACGCGGCAUCGCAGGGAAGACACACUAGCGAACCACAUGCUGAAACACUGCCGCGCCGCAUUUCCACUACAUUCAAAAGCCACUGAGGGUUUCUGAGGGUGCUUUUAUAGUUGUAUGGACAUAUUAACAAGACUUCCACAUUAUCCAAAGGAGAAACUCUCUUGAGAAUCUAGCUAAUCCUCUCUGUGGCAUUUAAAAACAGAUGUGGUGAAGUUACAAGGGUCUUUAAAGGGGUUUUUAUGGUUCUAGUGACAGAUUAACAAGAUUUCUACAUUAUUAAAAGGAGAAACUGUCCCGUGGUGAGAAGGAGAGUGAGAGAGAGCGAAGCGUUUCAGAACACACGCCAGCAUGUCCUUGAACGUGACUGCUGACGGAGGCGAGAGCGGCGACGCAGACAAAAAGCUGCUAAUCUACAUGGCGUUCAGUGUGGCCACGGUGGCGGAGUGCAUGCUGGCGGGGUACCUCACCUUCACCAGCCAGGAACUGAGGCGGAGGCGGGCCACGCUCUUCUCCAGCUGCCUCGUGCUUACUAUUGGCAUCUUCGCGUCCCUGUCCUUGGUGUACGUGCUGGUGCUCCUCACUGUCCAGGGUGUCACGUACCGCUCCCCCGCUGGCUGCCGCGUGAGGGUAGCGCAGCGGUACCUUAGCAUCGUGUCCUGCUUCACUCUCGCGUGUUUGUCGCUAGACCGCUACUUGGCGAUAUGCUGGCCUCUUCGCUACCAGGACCUGCUCACCAAGACCCGCUGCCACCUGCUGUGCGCCGCCUGCUGGGUGCUUCCGGCCGUGCUGCUGGUGGUGCCGUGUAUUCCUGUGCUGGAGACAAUGUGUGAGAACAGCAGGACGGAGAAGCGGCUCUUGCUGGCGUAUGUGGUGGCUUACACACUCGGGGCCUUCGCUACCUUCGUCCUCUACGUGCUGGUGGCCUUGGAAUUUCGCCAGAGCACUUAUUCCUGUGGUGGUGACAGCACACACGCCCCCGAUGACGCGCACGGCAGGGAGGUGGCGGUGGUGCGGCACAGAACAGCCAAGUCUGCCCUCACUGUGCUUAUGCUGUAUACUGUGCUGUCCCUCCCGCACACGCUGCUGCCCGUGGUGGCGAGAAUACAUCCCGGGACAGUCCCAAAAACGGUUCUACAGAUUGGAUACUUGGUUCACCGGUUCCAUUUGCUCCUGUUCUUACCAAUGUACGCUGGAACCAACGCUUUCUUCCUUGCCUCCCUCAGUGCGUGGGGAAAGCUUCUGUGGCGGCGGUUCACCUGCUGGGGCGCCUCCUUCAGAAUGGUGAGGGGGUAGCGAGGAACGAAACCCACGAACCUCACGCCAACAACCACACAGAGGACGAUUUACUCUAACGCAAUAGGAAAAUAAGCGAAAUAUUGCGAAAAAUAAAUACGAACUCACUAUGACAGCAACACUCGUGACGUCAUCAGUGUCGUUGUUCUCAUUGGUCGAGCCGUGACGUCACUCAGGGAAGGUUACAUGACUUCGGAAAGAGAGAGAGAGAGAGAGAGAGAGAGGGGGGGUGGGACAUACGUAAUUAUGGUAAGGAAAUACAAAUGAUAUUCAAUAAAGAUUUAGAAAA
Messenger RNA from Scylla paramamosain (green mud crab), 2530 nucleotides. RefSeq names its product olfactory receptor 2T34-like. Lineage: Eukaryota; Metazoa; Arthropoda; Malacostraca; Decapoda; Portunidae. The transcript is spliced from 3 exons. The record is from RefSeq and is a predicted model, not a curated record. Gene Ontology annotation, molecular function: G protein-coupled receptor activity. Gene Ontology annotation, cellular component: membrane. Gene Ontology annotation, biological process: G protein-coupled receptor signaling pathway. Bases 1297 to 2241 code for a protein of 314 amino acids.